AUGAUAGCUCAAAGCACCCCCUUUACGGCUGCACCAUUCCGUUCGUGGAUUGUGCAGGGACAGCAGCAUCGCGUUCUCUCUGCCUGCAGCUAUGGACACAGCAGCAGCUGCAGCAGUAGCAACAACCGCGGAUUUAGCACCGAAUCCCGCAUAGUAUACCUCAACAGCAGCACGAAGAGGCGCAGCGUGGUGCAUGCAUCAGCAGACCUUGCUCCUCUCUUUCUCAUCCCUCGUCUGAGGCAGCAGCAGCCGCUCCUGCAUUCCCUGCCAACCAACAGCAGCAGCAACAGCGCGGCAGACUUCAUUCCUUCUCCGCUGUCUAUACACUUGAAGCACCUGAUUGAAAGGAGACGAGCAGUCAAGCGCAGUAAACACCACCCACAGCCGCUACCUGUGCCACCCCUUCCAGCUUCUGCACCGCCUCGAAGUGUUGCGUGCGGGAUUCCCCCCCUUCCUCAGACUGCAGGUGUUGCUGCUGCUGCUGUAGGUCAGCAGCAGCUGCACCAGCAGCAGCUAGAUCAACUGCAAGACACACAGCUGCUGCAGCUUACCGGUGGGCCUCCGCCUGAGGGCCUUGGGGUGGCAGGUAGAGAUGUUGUGUCUCUCAGCUGUGACCCAGCAGAAGCAGAUGCUGUCUCCCCAUCCUUUGCUGAUGCUGCAUCCAUUGAAGCCGUUGCUGCUGCUGCUCUAGCCCGCUGGCAGGAAGCAACAGCAGCAGCAGCAACGACCGGCUCAGCAGCGGCAGCAGCAGCAGCAGAAAGGGAUGAUAGGCCUUUCUGGCAGGGCCUCUGCGACCGCAUUUUUUACUCAAGGGAUUUGCUGCCGGUGUCAUCUCUUGCUGCGCUGCUCCGUCUCAUUUGCUGCAGAUAUACUCCAACGACAGCAGCAGCAGCGCCUUUCUUUUUGCAGCACUUUGCCCCACCGCAGCAGCAGCAGCAGAUGGAGAGCAGUACACAGCAGCAGCAGCAACAGAGGCCGCUGCACCAGCAGCGGCUGCCGUCUCAGAGGCCAGUUCCUGCGUCUCUGCUGUUGCCCCUAACGCGGGAAUUCAUUGAUGACGUGCACUGUCUGUCUGCUGCUGCAGCAGCAGACCUGGCUGCGGUCUUCGCCGUUAGCAACUGCUGCAGCAUCGAGUUGCUGCAGCUGCUAGUUCGGCGCAGCAUUGACACGUGGCUACUGCCAGAGCAGCAGCUAGAGCAGCAGCGGCAACAACUGCAGCAGCAGCAGCUGCAGCUGCAGCAGCUGUUCGCUAUACAGCCAGAGGCAGUCAGCUGCUUCUCCCCCCAGGAGUUUGCUGUCUUCUGCUCCGCUCUGCAUCACUUGCUUCAGCAGGCCCAGCCACUGCACGAAAAGCGAGCCCAGAAGCAGCAGCAGGAGACGCUGCUGCACCUUCUAUCCCUUCCCGAGUUCCUCAGCAGCGCCGCUGCUUUCCUGCUGCGAUGCAGCCCACAGAAGAACUGCCUGCAGCAGCAGGCCGCACUGGGGAGCCUUGCAGGACUUGCUGCUGAUGCACUGCAGCAACAGCAGCGCCAUCAGCAGCAGCAGCACGAGCAGCUGCUGCAGCUGGGCAAAGCCAGCAUCGAGCUGCUGAAGGCUGCUGAUGCAUUUAUUCCGUGGAAAGAUGAAGCAGCAGCAGCAGCAGCAGCCUCAUUUUCAAGUGCAGCAUCAACAAGUGCAUCAACAGCAGCACAUAGCGCCAAGGAAACCGCGCGACUAAUGAGCCUUAUUUCCAAAACAUUUGCUGGUGGGCCUUCCCAGCUCCAGCGGCAAGAAGCAACUGAACAGCAGCAGGAACUGCAGCACGAGGAAGGGCAAAAGGAGAACCCUAACGAAUCCCUGAAUGGGGGAGAGAAUCGAGCGAAGGGAACUCGAGCUGAUGAGGCGCUGCAGCAGCAGCCUGGCGCCGCUGCACUGCAGUUUUUGCUGCAGUACACUAGAGACCAGUUACUGCGACUGCAGUCUUUGCUGCAGCAGAAGCAGCAGCAGCAGGAACGAGAUCAGCCCCCAGCUAAGUCGGCCGCAACGGCAGCCUCUGCAGCAACUGGUGCUGUCACAGAUCGCCUGCAGUAUGUGCUAUUAAACCCUUGGGAGGUCCCUACUGCUGAGACGCUGCAGCUGAUGGCAUCUGUGGCUGCAGCAACAGCAGCAGCAGCAACUGUGCUGCUGCAGCCGUUGCUGGUGGAGCGGUCUCGGAAGAACGCACAGCAUUCGCUGCAGCAACGGUAUCAGCAGUUGCUGCUACAGCUGCUGCGGGCGAUAGGGGUUGGAGCAGUAGACGCAGCAGCGCCCGCGGCUCCGCUGCUGCAGGCAACAGCAGCGAGGCUCAUGGCAUGUGUGGGUCUUAUAAUGUCAGCAGCGGGGGCUUCUCUCUUGCCAGCUGCUACUGAUGCGUGCAGAGCUCUUUUGCUGCUGCAUCUGCUGCCUUCGGAUGAACAAAAGCUGCAGCGUCCAGCGGCUAUGAAGGCAAGCGCUGAAGUUGCACUCAUGGAGGAGGUGGGGAGACGCUUCGCGGACUUGACAGCGCAGGAGAAGGAAAUUGUCAGCCUGGCAGUCUCCGCCAUCUGCAUAAAGGACCCAUAUCUUCGCCAUUACUGUCGGGCGUACGGCAGGCCGCUGCAGCAGCGUCUUGCUGCCCUUGCCGCAAAUCGAAACAAACUUGCAUCACGCCGUGCAGCAGUAGUGUGUGCUGCCGCACCGUCUGCAGCGGCUGCGCCUGCUGCAGCAGCAACGGCAGCACAAGAGUGA
Molecule: messenger RNA, 2745 nt
Organism: Eimeria acervulina
Lineage: Eukaryota; Apicomplexa; Conoidasida; Eucoccidiorida; Eimeriidae
Exons: 3
Coding region: 1-2745 (914 amino acids)
Source: RefSeq, a predicted model, not a curated record